CAGAUCUCCCUAAAACUUCAACGUUAACUGAAAGCUUACUGUAGCAGGGAGAAGGUAGAGCAAGGGAAUGGAAAACAUUAACCAAAAUGAACAAUGAUCAGCUCAACCUUGAGCAGGUCGCUGGGAUCCGGAGAGUGACGUGUGGAGAAGUGUCUGAUCCUUAGGCUCUUUUCAGAUGAGACCGUGUGAAGCUCACUGAUAUAAGGAAGGUCACAUCAGCACACAACAGAGUUAUCACCAGGCAUCAAUGGCGCUGAGUAGCGCUGCCAUGGCAAAUAAUCAUUACAUCAUAAUAUAUUCUUCCACAGAUGUGUUAUAUUUGUGGCCUGUUUGAGCAUCUGUGACUCGUGAUCAAGACUACAGCUUUGAUUUCGUAUCAAAAGUAUGUUUACUUAUGUUAUUUAUGUUUUUUUCGUUCACUCUUUUUCAUAAUACGACUAAUGUGGCAGGACGGGCGACUGCUUCUAUGCUAUUACAUCAUAGGAGCAAGCAUUUGCACACAGCUGGGCUAAAUCACCAUGCUAUUAGAAUAAUAUGAGUAGGAUAAGGUAAAAUGGGGUGAGUGGAAUUAAAACAUUGUCAACUUUCUGUCCAGUGGGAUGUUGGGCAUGUGUUCCUCCAAACAGUUAAUAUUAGCUAACCUUUCAACCGUGACUCCAUCACCUCGAUGCUAAUGACCAAAACAGCAGAGGUCAGUUGUGCUGCCAAUUCACCUUCACAUUAAGCUACACGGACAGACUUAAGGGACUGUUUGGGGCUGUGAACACUUAGACGCAAUGAACAGUGUGGAGCCUGGGAGGGAGAUAUUUGUAAAGAACCUCGAUCCAGAAGGAGGAAGAGAUGUGGAGACACCCUGCAAGAGUCCGCUUCUUUCUGAGGCGUGGAGGCCGUACCAGCGGCCGCGUGCAAUUACCAAAGAAUGGCUGCUGAAGCUGAGGAGUUGCUUUGGAGCGGUGUGUGGGAUGGAGUGGUACGGCUACGCUGCUUUAGGCGUUUUAACCGCCUUCCUCAGUUUCCUCAUGGACCUCAGUGUGGCCAAGCUGCUAAACGCUCAUCAGUGGCUCUACAUGAAGCUGGAAGGCAACAGCCUGCUGCAGUUCUUCUGCUGGACUCUUUACCCAGCGUGCCUCUGUGCUGUCGGCUCAACGUUCUCCCACGACAUCUGCCCCUUCUCCACAGGCUCGGGCAUCCCGGAGGUCAGAACCAUGCUGGUCGGCUUCGAAAUGCCGCACUACUUGUCCGUCACGCAUUUGUUCACCAAGUACGUGGGCCUCAUCUGCACGCUGGCAGCUGGCAGCACUGUUUUCCUGGGCAAAGUGGGUCCAUUCGUGCAUCUCUCUACCAUGGUGGGGGCCUACCUGAGCAACCUCUGCACUCUAGUACAAGUGGAUAAGAAGGAAAACGCCCUUAGAGAAAUGCUGGUGGUGGCGGCCGGAGUCGGGGUGGCCAGCUGCUUCGGAGCGCCCGUCAGUGGGGUGCUGUUCAGUGUGGAGGUGAUGUCUUCGCACUUCGCCCUGAAGCAGUACGUCCCGUGUUUCUUCUCGGCCGCCUGCGGAGCGCUGACCUUCCGCCUCUUCGCCGUGUGGAGUGGAGAUGGAGAGACUCUUCAGGCGCUGUUUAAAACUGAUUUCCCUGCCGCCUUACCUUUCUACCCACUGGAAAUUCUGCUGUUUGCUUUCCUGGGGCUGGUGUGUGGAGCUGUGAGCUGCUGCUACCUCUUCUGCCACCGACGGAUGCUGAAAUUCACCAAAACGAACUCGGUCCUCGCCAAACUGCUGACCACAGAGAAGGGCCUGUACGCGGGCACCGUGGCCUUCCUCCUGGCGUGUGUGACCUUCCCCCACUUCUUUGGUCGAUACAUGGCUUCUAAGUUCACCAUGAAGCAGCUCCUCACCUCCUUAAUGGACAGCAGUCAGUGGGGCUCUCAGACCCAUAAUGCCUCUGUGUCCGAGCCGCUGUCGAAGUGGAGCUCACCUGAAAGUCCUUUCUACUUCUCUCUGACGUUCUUUCUGCUCAUGAAGAUGUGGCUGUUGGUGGUCGCCUGUUCUUUGCCCGUGCCCGCUGGGUACUUCAUGCCGGUCUUCCUGUACGGAGCAGCGUUGGGUCGUUUGGUUGGAGAGGGAGCAGCUUACGUGUUUUCCUGGACUUCUAUAAAUCCCGGGGGCUAUGCAUUAGCUGGUGCGGCAGCCUACUCCGGGGCGGUGACACACACCCUGUCUCCAGCGCUGUUGGCUGUGGAGGUCACAGGUCAGUUCAGCCACGCCGUACCCGCCCUGGUCGCGGCGCUGCUGGCCAACGCCGUGGCCCGGUCCCGGCGCCGCCCGUCUUUCUACGACGCCCUCUCUAUUGGAAAAAGGCUCCCGCAUCUGCCGUCGCUGAAGAAGGUUUGCCCUCAGCUUCCUUCCACACCAGUGGGACAGGUUUUGGGAGUGAAAUCAGUUCAGCUCCAGAAAGCAGCUGGUCCAGCAGAGGUUGAGGACGUUGUUCACAGCAGCACCGAAACCCAAAUCCCAGUGGUGGACUCACAUGAGUCGCAGAUUUUACUGGGCUUUGUCCUGCGAUCCGAGCUGCUGUUGUUCCUGCAUCACUCUAAGACUGAGACUCUGGAGAAACAUCUGGAUGAGGUCUGCUGUAUUCACCCGAUCUCAGCCCUGAUAUCGCCGCACAACAGCAUUCAAGAGGCCUACAGCAUCCUGAGUCUAAUUGGAGCCCAGACGUUGUUUGUCACCGACAGAGGGCGGCUGGUCGGACUCAUCACGUGGCCAGAGAUGAAGGGCAUAUUGGAGAAUUUGACUAAAGAAAUCUAAGCAACAGUACAAAAACCCAAGCACAGCCAAUCUAUUCUUCUGAUGAGCUGGUAACGCAGGCCUGGCUCUAAUAAUGAGAUCAGCUCCUCAUUGCCCAAGCGUGACAACGCUUCCCUACAAACAACACCACCAUUAGCCUGGAAGCUCCGGUGAUCAUCAUUUAUCAGGGCUUAUUGUUUCCCCCUUUAUUGUGAUCAGCAGGAUCGGGACCACUGAGCAGAUACCACUCACCUCCCUCUGUUUACCACACUUUUUAAGACUGUGAUAGUAAAACUAUAUCUGGAACCAGCAAAGAUCAACACAAAAGUUUAGUUCACCACCACUAAAUGGAGAGGUAGAUAAUGUGUUUAAAGCAAACUAUGACAGUGUUUUUAAAUUGGGUUUUAAAUGGUUUCAUUUAGUUCCACCUGCUGUGGCACAAUAAUUAAAAUAAGUGAUUCAGAGUCCAUCACUGUGAGAGAAUAGUCUUCUCCAUUCAGUGGUUGAAUGCCUGAUGGACUGAAACAAAAUGUCAAAUGCAGGAAGAGGAGAUGCCGUGUGUUAAUACUCCUCCACCACAUCAUCAAGUCCAGUCAAACUGGGCCUGGACCACAUCCAGUAAAGGGUUUCCAGUACAGGCCGGCACCAAAAAGAGAAAUACACCAGAGUUUGAUAGGAAUUAUGAUAGAUAGGUAGAAAAACCCAGAUGAGCGAUAGGUUUGAAAGCAGCACAUAUCGGUCACAGUGUCAUCAGCGUGUUGUGACUACUUGAAGUAGUGUCCUCCAAAAACAAGAAAUGCUUAUUAUUAAAGCUGGUUUGAAUUAGAUCGGCGCUUUCUGAUUUUGCUGCCCCCCAGUGGUAGCAAAGAAACGCCUCCAUCCAACCUUUAACCCGGUUAGUGUCAUCAGAAUAAUAUGUUGGUGAAUGAAAGAAAACUGGCUUUAAGGUCGGAUCCGAAACUUAACAAGCGUUGCCUUGGUAACAAGGUUCCUUCCUUACUUAAUUAAAUCAUGAUUGUAUUGUAAAUUAGUGUUGAUGUGUUGUUGGUGGUGCGCUAAUUAAAAUCAAGAUCAAUUUCAAGUUUAAAAAAAAAGUGUUCAAAAUCAUUUCUUGUGUUCAUUAUCCUCCAACAAGAAAGCAGCUUAA
Messenger RNA from Betta splendens (Siamese fighting fish), 3933 nucleotides. RefSeq names its product chloride channel K (gene clcnk). The record is from RefSeq and is a predicted model, not a curated record. The coding region runs from base 777 to 2807 and encodes 676 amino acids. Lineage: Eukaryota; Metazoa; Chordata; Actinopteri; Anabantiformes; Osphronemidae. The transcript is spliced from 20 exons. Gene Ontology annotation, cellular component: membrane. Gene Ontology annotation, molecular function: voltage-gated chloride channel activity. Gene Ontology annotation, biological process: chloride transport; transmembrane transport.